AUGUACGAGCCAGACGACGAGGACCUCGCCGCAGAGGAGCAGGCGGCUUCCCUGAAGGUAGCCUGCCCUGAGAGGACUUGGGAAGACUUAGAAGAGGAUGAGACUGGUAGGCUGCGCAUCACGCAUGGAGACAAGCAAUACAGAGAGAAACGCAGGAAGAUCGCGAUGGCGGCGGCGAACUCGCACGUUUGCAAGGGGAUGAUUAGGUUCUUAUACGUGGUGGUUGACCUCUCUCAGGCAGUCAACGAGGCGGACAUGAGGCCAUCGCGCCUCGCUGUCGUCUCGGGGAUCUUGUACAAGUUCUUUAGAGAGUAUUUCAACCAGAAUCCGCUCAGCCAAUUGGGCCUAGUGGUGACUCGCAACGGCAUCGCAGAGCGCUUGACGGAGCUCAGCGGCAGCCCGGAGUCCCACAUCACAGCGCUUAAGGAGAACUUGGAAGCUGCAGGAGACAUGUCCAUCCAGAACUCCUUGGAACAAGUGCAAUCAUCCCUUGCACAGCUUCCCACCUACGGUACUCGAGAAGUUCUCUUCGUCGUGUCCGCCCUCUCCUCAUGCGACCCGGGAAACGUUCACACGGCAAUUGCUGCAGCGAAGAGUGCAAACAUAAGGGUCAGCGUGGUUUCGGUCGCAGCGGAGUUGCACAUUUGCCGCCGCAUGACCGAGGAAACCGGUGGGAUGUUUGGAGUGUCCCAGUCUCAGCAUCAUCUCGAAGAUUUGCUCAUGGCUCAUGCUCCCCCUCCACCGUUGAACGAGCAGGCGACAAAGGCAAGUUUGGUUGAAAUGGGAUUUCCACAAAAACGACCACUGGACAAAGGCGCAUUUUUCUCUGGGCGAGGCGGAGAGUACGUAUGCCCUCGAUGUGCAUCGAGAGUUGAGGUGAAUCCAACACAUCCAAAAUUUGUGGAGAACAUCAAAAUAAAUAACCCUGUCACAUUUUUGCAGGAAUUGCCUGCUCAGUGCAGCGUCUGCUCUUUGACGCUGGUUUCAUCACCUCAUCUUGCACGAUCAUAUCACCAUCUUUUUCCGGUCGCACCAUUCGAGGUUCAUCGUCCCGUGAUUAUGCAGGAGCUAAAUGACGCGGCCAAACUUGAUGCGACUAACUGCUUUGCGUGUAAUUUGAAAUUUGACCGCUCCGGUGCAAGGGGAAACGACGAUGCACCGUCAGUUUGCCCGAGAUGCAAAAAAAUAUAUUGCUUCCAGUGCGACGUGUUCAUACACGAAAAAUUACACAACUGCCCGGGUUGCGAGAUAGAUAAAGCAAAAGGAUACAAAAAUAGUGCCUGAAAAUGAAUGACACGAAAUCCGUCUACACUAUCUUAUUACGCUCUCAGUAAUCAUCGUCACUAUCGUCUACAAAGGCUCUUUGGGUCCCCGAAGGCUUUUUUGCAGAUGUGUAUAUCCCCAAACGCUUCUUUAAAGCGGCAAUGCGUUCAAGGCGUUCUGCGACAUCGGCCCUCGCAUUAAAUUUAGGCCUGUUCGUGGGCGACACCUUGGAAAAUGAUGACGUGCUCACAUCAGGAGAAACGGACGGCGAUCUUUCGCUCUGAUAGAUGUUUUCCGUGAUCGGUCGAUCGCGCACGGGAGAACGCAUUUGCAACUGUCUUAUGCGUUCUUUGUUUCUUUCACUCUCGAUUCUUCUGCGAUUGACAUCGUGAAAGCUCUUCAACUUGACUCUUAGAUGUUUGACGAGUCUCUGCGCGCUGAGAACAGCAACAUCGAGCUUCGGGUCGGUGUAUCCCUUUUGCUGACCGCACACGCCUAGGGAAUUGGACAUGAUGGCGAUGAGAUCAUCAUUCAAUCCAUCGAUGGCUAGAGCGAAAUUUUCUUUCUCCGCGAUGUAGGUUAUGUGUUCAUCUCUGAGCUUUUCUGCCAUUCCUUUCGAUUCCUCUGCGCUUUUCAUCAGCUGUUCGUUGAAUGCCUUGAGAUCAUUCAGCUGCAGCGAGGGCGAGGGAGACUUUCGUGGAGACGCGCUGGACGUGAUCUCCUCAACAUACUCGAGCAAUGCUUGAUUAUCACGCUCCGCCAUCUCGCAGCGAGCCAGGAGCACCUCUUCUGCCUUGAUUCUGUCUG
Molecule: messenger RNA, 2070 nt
Organism: Micromonas commoda
Lineage: Eukaryota; Viridiplantae; Chlorophyta; Mamiellophyceae; Mamiellales; Mamiellaceae
Exons: 11
Coding region: 1-1284 (427 amino acids)
Biological process (GO): DNA-templated transcription; nucleotide-excision repair; regulation of transcription by RNA polymerase II
Cellular component (GO): transcription factor TFIIH holo complex; transcription factor TFIIH core complex
Molecular function (GO): zinc ion binding
Source: RefSeq, a predicted model, not a curated record